AUGAGGCGUAUUGAGGAGUAUAAACGUCUCAAGGAUGAUUGGCUGCAGAAUAAGGGUAAGGCCCCGUUGCUGAAUCGUUCCCGACAGGGCGUUUUUCCCACAAGACCGAGGAGGGAUUUCAGGAUGCAGGAAUUGGAAGUGCAAAUGAGAGGGGUGAAUGUAGCAUUCAAAGAGCCGGUACACAAGAUUUUAGACUGGAUUAAGAAUGAACCGUUCUUCAGAUGGCCGAACAAGAUGGGGGGCGACUCAUCUCGAAGGAAUCAAAACUUGUAUUGCACAUACCACAGGGAUAAAGGGCACACCACCGAGCAAUGCCAGGUGUUAAAAGAUCAUCUGGGGCAACUACUGAAGGCAGGAUAUUUGAAAGAGUUCGUAGUGGAUUCCGGAAACCGAGAUGCCGGUCAUGAUGCUCAGCAAAAAGGAAACCCUCUCCCGCCACCAUUGGGGGUGAUCGAGGUCAUCCAUGCUACUUUGAAGGGUGCGACUAUAACCAGAAGAGGAGUAUUGACAGUGGCACCCCAGGAAACUUGCAUGGAAAAACAACCACCCGAAAAAAGGAUGAAAGUUGGCCGGUUGGCAAUCUCUUUCGACGAGGAAGAUCUGGAGGGAACGAUUCAACCACACGAUGAUGUGUUGGUAGUAACAACGCGGAUAAGCGGUUUCUUAGUGAAAAGGGUGAUGUUAGACCAAGGAAGCGGAGCCGACGUAAUGUACCCAGAUCUGUUCGAGGGGCUUGGAUUAAAAAAUCAGGACUUGACAAAGUAUGAUAUGCUGUUGGUCUCAUUUGAUGGAAGAGUUGUGAUUCUUGAGGGUCAAAUUUCCCUUCCGGUAAAUAUGGAGGGCAAGGAAGUGAUGGUGACCUUUAUAGUGGUCAGAUCAUACUCCCUAUACAUGGCAAUCCUGGGAAGGCCGUGGAUUCAUGUGAUGAGGGCCGUUUCGUCCACCUUGCAUGUGAAGGUCAAAUUUCCUACCGAGCAUGGAGUUGUCGUAGUACGAGGGAACCAGCAAGUGGCUAGGCAAUGCCUAGUUGCCACGGUUAGAUGGAAGGGCAAGCAGGUUGAACAAAAGGAAACCACCGAGAAAGCAUCUCCAUAG
This is a messenger RNA of Quercus lobata, 1095 nucleotides long. RefSeq lists its product as uncharacterized. Lineage: Eukaryota; Viridiplantae; Streptophyta; Magnoliopsida; Fagales; Fagaceae. The coding region runs from base 1 to 1095 and encodes 364 amino acids. The record is from RefSeq and is a predicted model, not a curated record. The transcript has a single exon.